Molecule: messenger RNA, 498 nt
Organism: Anopheles marshallii
Lineage: Eukaryota; Metazoa; Arthropoda; Insecta; Diptera; Culicidae
Exons: 3
Coding region: 1-498 (165 amino acids)
Source: RefSeq, a predicted model, not a curated record
AUGGCACAACCGCUGGUGAAUUCCUGCUGCCGGUGCUACUCGCUCCGCAGCGGUUCUAUUGCGACCGGCAUCCUCGGCAUACUGCUGUCGAUCAUCUCCAUCAUACUGAUCUUCACCGUCCGGAUCGACUUCAAAACCAUCCUGAUGGAUUGGCUGCCCCAGAACGUGGUGAAAAUCAUCUACGCGCUGAACCUGGUGAUGACCAUCUUGAUCUCGCUGCUGAUGAUCAUGGGCGUGAUGAAGAAAAACCAUUUCUUCAUGAUGCCGUGGGUCGUGCUCGGGCUGAUGCUCGCGAUCGGGCUGCUGAUUAGCGUGAUUUACAAUGCGGUCGUUUACUUCAUCGAUGGAUACAUUUUGGGUGGAUCGCUUUGGCUUGCGAUUGGGUUGCUUGCGGUUGUUGUUUACGUGUACCUGUGGAUCGUAGUGUAUAGUUACUUUGUAUCGUUGAAAAAUGAAAACGAUCGUGGCCGUUACUCGAAGCAACCGUAUCGCCGAUAG